GGUUAUCUCUUGGAGCUUUUGACACAUCACACUUAACCAAAAGCUUCUGUAGCAUCAUCCUUUUACAAAACGCAAACGCAUGCAACAAGAUCGAAAUUAAGAAUCAAACAAGCUUCGUCGUUCGAUCACGUUAGAAAGAGAGAGAGAGAGAUGGCAACUUCAGGUGCGAUUUCAGGAGCAACUGUCUCUUCCUUCUUCACCAAAACUGCUUCAACUUCAAACCCAUCUCCCAAACUCCAUUCCUCUGCUUCUCUCUUUUCCCAGAAAUCUGGGUUUCAGGGAGUUUCCUUGGAAGAAUCGAAGAAGAGUGUAUCAGAAAUCUUUGCUGUCUCUGAGAGAAAGAUUGGAGGGUUGAAUGGGUUGAGAAGAUUCGAAAUCAAAGCAAGAACAGCAGCUUCCAAGACAAUAGAGGUUGAAGUAGACAAGCCUUUGGGUCUGACUCUAGGACAGAAGCAAGGCGGUGGAGUUGUCAUCACCGGUGUGGAAGGAGGUGGGAAUGCAGCAAAAGCUGGGCUUAAAUCUGGAGAUCAAGUUCUGUACACAAGUAGCUUCUUUGGAGAUGAGCUUUGGCCUGCAGAUAAGCUAGGCUUUACUAAAACCGCAAUUCAGGCAAAACCUGAUUCUGUCUACUUUGUUGUUAGCAGAGGUGCAGAAGUUGAUGUCAAGAAACUAAAUAAGCGUCCAGCUCCUCCGAGGUUUGGAAGGAAGUUAACUGAGACUCAGAAGGCUAGAGCUACUCACAUUUGUCUUGAUUGUGGAUUCAUAUACACUCUAUCCAAACCUUUUGAUGAACAACCGGAUACAUACGCAUGUCCUCAAUGUAUAGCACCAAAGAAGAGGUUUGCAAAGUAUGACGUGAACACAGGAAAGGCCAUAGGAGGAGGAUUGCCUCCGAUUGGUGUCAUUGUUGGCUUAUUGGCCGGUCUUGGAGCUGUUGGAGCUUUGCUUGUGUAUGGUCUUCAAUGAUUUUUUUUUGAAAUUUUGUAAUGUCAAUCAAACAAGUCCCUCCUCCUCUUAAUCGAGCUUUGUAAACCAAGAAAGAAUGUUGAUGACAUCAACUUGGAAAAUCAAUCAUCAAUCAUUGUAAAGCAUUAUCAGUUUUUCUCCAA
This is a messenger RNA of Capsella rubella, 1109 nucleotides long. RefSeq lists its product as uncharacterized. Lineage: Eukaryota; Viridiplantae; Streptophyta; Magnoliopsida; Brassicales; Brassicaceae. The record is from RefSeq and is a predicted model, not a curated record. Gene Ontology annotation, molecular function: protein binding; iron ion binding. Bases 151 to 966 code for a protein of 271 amino acids. The transcript is spliced from 6 exons.